AUGGCAUUCCAGGGUCUGGAUGAGAAUCAUCAGGACCUGGAGGAGAUACUUGCUCCAUUAAAUGUUGGGAAGAGAGGAAGCAAAAUCCUGGUGACUGCCCGAAACAAAGAGGCAUCUCUAGGUGCUAAGAGGCUUAUUUCAAUAUCUGAUCUGGAUGAGGAACAAUACUUCUUAAUGUUCAUGCAUUAUGCUUUAGACAGUACAAUUUAUGAUGAUCGAAAAUAUAUACCAAUUGGGAGAAAGAUUGCUAAAAAGUUAUGCCGUUCACCUAUUGCAGCAGUAACAGUGGCAGGUCAGCUUUGGAGAAACCCAGAUAUCAGUUUUUGGGAAACAGCCGCGAGACUUGACAUGUUGAAUAAGACCAAGGGAGCUCUAUGGUGGAGCUAUCAACAACUCGAUGUGGACGUUAGGCGAUGCUUUGAAUACUGGAAUAUUUUCCCAAGAAGAUAUGAGUUGGAACGUGAUAAGCUAGUUCAUAUGUGGAUUGCGCAAGGCUUUGUGAAGGCCAUUAAUGCAAGAGAGGAGGAGAAUGUAGAAGAUGUGGGUCAAGACUACUUUCAUGACUUGCAUUCAUGUGCAUUUCUCCAACUAAAAAGGAAGACAAGUUCUGACUUUAGUUCUGGAGAGUACUUCACGGUUCAUGAUUUACUUCAUGACUUAACUGAGGCUGUUGCUGGGAGUGAUUGUGUUAGAAUUAAGAGAGGUGCUGUGGGAAAAAUUCCUAAAUAUGUUCGGCAUCUUUGCAUUGAGUCCUACAGUGAAACUGUAUUCCCGGAGCAAAUUUUGGAGUUGGGAAACUUGAGCACUCUAAUCAUGUGCUACUCUGUCAAUAAGAUCAGUCAAGAUGAUUUUAAGCGUGUGCUCAUGCGACUAAGGAAGCUGCGGGUGGUGCAAUUGGACAUGGAAUGGUUGCACAUGAUCCCAGCCUGUAUCGGUCAACUUAAACAUCUACGCUACCUUGGUAUUUCUUCACCCCCUCCCAACAGUAUAACUUUGCCAGCUGAAUUUACCAUGCUUUAUCAUCUACAGGAGCUCUCUGUUCCACCAAACACUCUUUUGCUUUGUGACUCCAUGGAUAAAAUGGCUAACCUUGUCAACUUGCGUCACAUGGUCUCGUGGUAUGGGUUCAACUUCCCAAAUGUUGGAAGGCUUGCAUCGCUGCAAUCUCUUUAUCACUUUUACGUGAAAAAUGAGAAGGGGUAUGAAAUACAACAGCUGGAGCACCUGAACAACCUUCGAGGAAAACUUUUCAUCGAAUGCCUCAAAAUGUUAGGAGCAAGGAGGAAGCUCUCCAAGCCAGGCUAG
Messenger RNA from Panicum virgatum (switchgrass), 1305 nucleotides. Its product is annotated as putative disease resistance protein RGA3. The record is from RefSeq and is a predicted model, not a curated record. Gene Ontology annotation, biological process: defense response to other organism. Lineage: Eukaryota; Viridiplantae; Streptophyta; Magnoliopsida; Poales; Poaceae. Bases 1 to 1305 code for a protein of 434 amino acids. The transcript is spliced from 2 exons.